Molecule: messenger RNA, 1720 nt
Organism: Limulus polyphemus (Atlantic horseshoe crab)
Lineage: Eukaryota; Metazoa; Arthropoda; Merostomata; Xiphosura; Limulidae
Product: 14-3-3 protein zeta
Exons: 6
Coding region: 122-859 (245 amino acids)
Biological process (GO): signal transduction
Cellular component (GO): cytoplasm
Source: RefSeq, a predicted model, not a curated record
CGUCAGUAAUUCUGUCAGUAGUUUUGUAACCCCGUACUAAGGGGCAUAACCUUACUGGCCGGCUUACUCUGUGGAGAGUAGGAAUAGUCGUUUGGUUCAUAUAACAUAAAAUACUUCCAAAAUGGAUAAAGACGAGCUGGUACAGCGGGCCAAGCUUGCAGAGCAGGCCGAGAGGUAUGAUGAUAUGGCAGCAGCUAUGAAACAAGUUACAGAAAUGGGCGUGGAACUAAGCAAUGAAGAAAGGAAUUUGCUGUCGGUAGCUUACAAGAACGUUGUUGGAGCAAGGCGAAGUUCAUGGAGGGUUAUUUCAAGUAUAGAGCAGAAAACUGAAGGAAGUGAAAGGAAGCAGCAAAUGGCCAAAGAAUACCGCGAAAAGGUUGAAAAAGAGUUAAAGGAAAUAUGUUACGAUGUUUUGGGUCUAUUAGACAAGUUCUUGAUUCCCAAAGCAAGUAAUGCAGAAAGCAAAGUAUUUUAUCUGAAGAUGAAGGGAGACUAUUACAGGUACCUGGCUGAAGUUGCGACAGGGGAUCAGAGAAAUAGUGUUGUAGAAGAGUCUCAGAAAGCCUACCAAGAAGCAUUUGAUAUUAGUAAGACAAAAAUGCAGCCAACACAUCCUAUUCGGUUGGGUCUUGCUUUGAACUUCUCAGUGUUCUAUUAUGAAAUACUGAACUCUCCUGACAAGGCAUGCCAGUUAGCAAAACAGGCUUUUGAUGAUGCCAUAGCUGAAUUAGACACACUGAAUGAAGAUUCCUACAAAGACAGUACAUUAAUUAUGCAGCUUCUGAGGGACAACCUGACAUUGUGGACGUCGGACACACAAGGGGAUGGAGAGGAACCGACAGAAACACAAGAUAAUUAAUCUCACUUUGGACUGUGAGCAUUCCCACCACUGCUACAUCUUAAGCCUCAGAGACAAAGCCUUUCAUCGUUACAACUCUUACACCACAAUUUCUGAAAUACUGUUCAGAUUUAGUAGUGUUGGAAAUCAUAAGUUCUUCGACUAAAUAAACUUCCCUGUGGUUAUGUGUUAUUUUUAAUAUCAAGUGAUUCAACCAAGCAUGUGUUGUUGGUCCUAUCAUAAGCACUUUUGCUUGUGCUUGUUGUACAUUGUAUUAUUUCAACAAUUGAACAUGAGCUUAUCUUUUCUUGCAAACUACCACAUCAGCAUGAAACCACGGGGAAAGUACCAUUUCAGAUAGCUGUAGUAGUCUUAUGCUAAUCAAUUCAUUACAAAUCAUUGAUAUGCCAAAACAGUUCUCUGCCUAAUUCUUGUUCCUUUGUGUUUGUCAAUCUGUAUAAAGUGUUGCUAAGUUAUUAAAACAUGUUGAAAGAUGGGAUUUAUCAGGAGAUCCACCAGAGUUUCCAAAACGUAAUUUCUUUUGGUCCCUGUCGCUUGUAGUAAUUUUUCUAAACUGGUAUGUUUUAAAGUUGGCUUGCAUAAUCUCGUUAACUUGUUUUGUGUUUGAAUGUUUCGUUUCUAAGACACUGUGCCUGUCUGCUGUGCACAAUCAACACAGAACAGCCUUUUAGACGGUAAAAAUUUUUAAACAGGUGACAGCUUUAGAAUUUAGCUUCUUAGUGUGGUUUUCUCUGCCCUUCCGUUUUAAUUGUCUUUAUUCUUGUUUAAAACAUGUCAUAUAGUCACCUGUCUUUUCUGCAUGCCUGUUUUAUAAUUUACUACAAUAACAAAGUUGUAUAGAAAUAAACAGAACUGUAACUA